Juglans regia (Persian walnut) is the source of this 1581-nucleotide messenger RNA. Its product is annotated as pollen-specific leucine-rich repeat extensin-like protein 2. The record is from RefSeq and is a predicted model, not a curated record. The transcript has a single exon. The coding region runs from base 287 to 1222 and encodes 311 amino acids. NCBI's taxonomy places the organism in Eukaryota, Viridiplantae, Streptophyta, Magnoliopsida, Fagales, Juglandaceae.
GUCUUUUGGAAGGGCAAGGGACCGCCGGAUGUAAACAGUAAAACACCCCCUCCUCAAGGAGAAAAAAAAAAAAACAAAGAAAGCAAGAGCUCACUCUCCCUCCUCUCCAUCUUGUUAAGCUUCCACCGUUAGAUAGAUCAUUACACGCACACUACAAAUCCCAUUCUCAGAAAGAUCCUUUUUUUUCUUUUUUAAUUUUCUCGCUGCUCUGUAUUCCCCACUUACCAGAAAGAAAGGCUUCAAGAAAACAGAGCAUUAUCAAGAAAGCAAGAUAACACCACUCUUCAUGGCCGCCAAUUGCCCAUAUCUCCCCCUUCUCCUUGCCAUAUUCACCAUCAUCAACUCAGCCUCUGCACAACUCCCAACCACCACCACCACCCCUUCUCCACCUCCACCACCUUUUGUUCCAUCGCUGCCACCUCCCUCGCCAUUGCCAACACCUCCUCCUCCUCCUCCAUCUCUGUCGCCAUCUCCCCCUCCAUUGCUAACGCCGUUACCACCACCUCCAUCUCUAUCAACACCUCCCCCUCCAUCAGUCACGCCACUCGCACCACCUCCCCAUCAUUUUCCAUCCCCACCUCCUCCUCCUCCUUCCCGUCGAGCACCAGCACGACGAUCACCGCGACCUCAACAACUGAACAACAUAAUCGACGCACUGAUGGGCGCCGGUGACUUCACGAAUUUGGAGGACAUUAUCUCAGCGAUCAAUCCAUUGAGUCUCCCACUGAGCGCCACCAUCUUCAUCCCACAAGAAGAUCCCCUCAACGUCACGCCCCUUUACAUGGACCCCUUCAUUUUUCCCUACCACAUUGUUCCUCAGCGUCUCUCUUUCUCUGACCUCCAACUCCUCAGAACCAACACUCGCCUCCCAACCCUCCUACCGCACAAGUCUAUCCUCAUCACCAACAGCUCUGCCUCCAACUUCACCCUCGACGACUCUUGUAUCACCCAACCAGACGUCUACAGCAACAACGCCGUCACAGUGCACGGAAUUUCCGCCGUUCUUGACUACGCUACUUACGGUGAUGGGUUGCACAAAUCGUCCAAACCUCCAGCACCGCAGCCGGAGGCUAUUACUCCCGCACCGCGCUUUGCACCAGGCGGACCAGUCACUGACUCAAUGUCAGAUGCUGCGUGCCUUUGCAGCGAGUCUCCGAUUGUUUUCUUUAUUGUUUCUGCGGUUCUGGCUUUCAAGAUUCACGGGAACCCUCUUGCUCGUUGACGGGUUCCCGAGUUUUUCCAAGAAUUGGAGUACAGAGUGCUGUUGCGCAGCACAAAGGAUCAGGUCCAAGAUGAGUAUUUCUUUCUUGGGGUCAUUCAUGGGGUGGCAAUUGCCAAUCAUCUCUGCAGGUCUCGUUCUUCGAUGGGUUUAUAUCUUAGGAACCUUGAUCUCAGCCAAAAGACCUUUAUCAUCGAUCAGAAUCCUUUUUAAUUUUCAUAUAUUUCCACGAGGUUUUAGUUUGCUCUGAUCCUGUACAUGACUGUAUUCUUUCUCAUGAAUGCGGGUAAUAUUUCCAUUCUGCUAGAAAAUAAAAUGUUUCUUUUGUCUGUUACACUUUUCACUCUUUGGGAUUCACGAGG